UUUAUCUACACAGAUAUUUCUCCUCCUCUUCCGUCGCCUUUUCUCGCCAGCCAAAAAACGAUCGAUUCUGGAAAUUUUCUUGUUCGCUCUUCAGAAAAAAUGGGGCUUUCGAUAUUGGGCUUCGUCUAAUUCUUGAACUAUUUGUAGUGCCUACUUCCAUGGCUCUUCUCGCGCAUGCGCCAGAAUUUUCCAUCGUCUCGAAGAUUAUCAGCGACCCCAAUUCUAGAAAUGUGAAAAGCUUCAGAGUUUCAUCGAAAUUGGGGAUGAUUGGCGCUAAGGCUGGGAUUAAUGUCGGUUCGGAAGUAAAACCUUGUGAAAUUGGGGUAUCGAAAUGGGAUCAGUAUAUAAGGCAGCACGGACAGUUUGCGACUCCGUUGAAAGGAGGUUCCAAGCUGAGCAAAGAGGAGGAAGAAAAGCAGAAUUACUAUGUGAACAUGGGCUAUGCCAUACGAACGCUGAGGGAAGAGUUUCCGGAACUUUUCUACAGGGAGCUCAGCUUUGAUAUUUACAGGGAUGAUAUUGUUUUCAAAGAUCCUCUUAACACUUUCACUGGCAUUGAGAAUUACAAGUCAAUCUUGUGGGGGCUACGAUUCCAUGGAAGGAUCUUUUUCAGGGCUUUGUGGGUCGAUAUCAUUGGUGUAUGGCAGCCAAUGGAAAGCGUCAUCAUGGUUCGAUGGACCGUUCAUGGCAUCCCACGAAUCCCAUGGGAGAGCCGCAGUCGAUUUGACGGGACCUCCGAGUAUAAGCUUGACAAGGAAGGUAAAAUCUACGAGCACCGUGUCGAUAAUAUAGCUCUCAAUUCGCCACCUCCCAAGUUUCGGGUUCUCUCCGUGGAAGAGCUAGUCCAGGCGAUGGGCUGCCCUUCUAAUGCCAGACCCACUUAUUUCGAAACGUCGUCUUCUUCAGCUUCAAACAAGACAUAGUUUUGCUGAAACUGCUGAAAAAGUUUUGGGAUCUGCUGUGGUUAAUGGCGUCUGUUAAUAUAUGAUGAUACACUAUAUAUACUGCUAGGUGCUACCAAAGUUUACUGCACUUUCUUUGUAUGUAUAAUCAGGUUGUAAUUACUCUUAACCUAUGUUUGCCAGCUUACGAGCCUUGUAAAAAUAUUGUAAGUGAUGUAUAAUGUGAAUUUUAAAGGCCAAUUUUGUACA
This is a messenger RNA of Momordica charantia (bitter melon), 1151 nucleotides long. RefSeq names its product DUF2358 family protein (DUF2358). The record is from RefSeq and is a predicted model, not a curated record. Lineage: Eukaryota; Viridiplantae; Streptophyta; Magnoliopsida; Cucurbitales; Cucurbitaceae.